Molecule: messenger RNA, 810 nt
Organism: Iphiclides podalirius (scarce swallowtail)
Lineage: Eukaryota; Metazoa; Arthropoda; Insecta; Lepidoptera; Papilionidae
Source: the annotation of a GenBank genome assembly
AUGGGGCGGGAUGAGAAUGCGCUGGGCGUUAUUCUUUCCGCGUGCCUGAUACUGAGCUCCGAGAAAGCAUUGCCAGUAAUCUCAGCAUUUGUCAAGUCACUUGUUCGAGCCACCCUUUUUGAAGGAAUCGUUGGAGGUCGCCUGCGCAAGUGCCGUGCCCACGCGUCCCGUGGCCUUGACUCCGCGCCGCGCGUUUGUCAACGCGCUAGCAUAUUCCCGCGGCGUCUCCCGCGGCCGCCUUAUUUCCGUCGCUCUUUUUUCGUUCCCGACGCUAUUUCGGGCACUCCCGCGUGCGCCCCGCCACACGGAUCGCAGAACGCGCUCGGAGCCGGCAGCGGGGCGGGCUGGGAGGGGGGGGGGGGGGGGGGGAGAUCGCUACAACUAUGUCGGCCUGUGUGCGGCGCGAUCGGCACGAUGACCUGUCCCCCCUCCCGCCCCCGCUACACUUCUGUCCCCCCCUCGCCCUGCCCCCUCCUCCCCCGCCAUUCUGUGACGCAUCAAUUACUCCGCUCGGUCGCAUCGCGGCGGCCGUACGGCUCAAAUGCUAACCGUAGGCCGUCCGCCUUAAGGUGCACAUUCGGCGGGCGGGCGGACGAAACGCGCGGGAAAGUGCACGUAGCAGCGCGGCCCCGCAUUUAUUUUCGUACGCAGCGGUACACGGGUGCACUGUUCCGUGAAACGCGCGCGGCGGAGACGGCGUCCGCUGUGGACGAGGACGUUUCGCACGAGCCCCCCAAGGCAUGGCAACGCGAGAUGCGAAGCCGCUUCUCACGCACAUCACUAAUACGAUUUAGGCGCGAUCCACCGUCG